AUGAACAGCCUCUCGUCGACUUCGUCCGAGGACGCCAUUCUGGCCGGGCUCCUGGACUACUGCGUCGACCACGGAAUUCAAAUCUCUCCCAACAUUUCAGUCCGGCGCGUGCCUGGCAAAGGUUUGGGCGUGUACACGAGCAAGCCGUUGCGGCGCGGCGAACGAGUCAUGCACGUCCCGACGGCCGCGCUGUUCACGACGGCGUCGGUGCCGCCGAGCUUCGUGGGCAAGGAAGCACGCAAGACCAUCCCCGUCCACGCCCUGCUGGCUGCGUACUUGGCGUUUGGCAUGUCCGAGGCCAAACGUGAGGAGCAUGCGCGGUGGAUGGCAACGUGGCCGAGACUGACGGAUUUCACGAGCACCAUGCCGCUGUUCUGGCCGGCGAGGCUGAAGGCGCCGCUUGCGCAGCACAAUGGCAGCAGGAACACCGCCAGUGCUGAGCAAGGAGAGAAAGUGGCCCCAUUUCCAUUUCUCCCGCUGCCGCCUUCACUGACUGGAUCGUGGCUACCUUCUUCCGGAGAGGAGUCUCGUCAGACGACCUCCAAGGUGCUCGAUGUUCAAGAGUCCAAACUCGAGUCGCAUCUACAGAUCAUCGCCCAGGCCUUUCCUUCUCGCGCAUCAGCUCUGCUUUCGCCGGGCGACCCAUUGCACUGGAAGUUCAUCCACAUGUGGUGUGUCGUGUCCAGUCGAUGUUUCUACUACCUCCGACCGGGCCAGCAGCCGCCCAAGGACAGCAACGAAGCCAUGGCCUUGUGUCCGGCAAUGGACCUGUUUAACCACUCCGACGCGGCGAGGUGUCACACGACCUAUGACAGGAAGGGAUAUUAUGUGACAACAGACCAAGAGUACAGUGUGGGCAAGGAAGUUUUGCUUGGCUACGGCGCCCACAGCAACGAUGUGCUGUGGAACGAGUACGGCUUUAUCAUGGACAGCAACGCCAGCGACGGCGUCCAGUUGGACGAAGUUGUGCUGGCGUCCUUGACCGAUGUGCAGAAGAAGGCACUCCAGGACGCCGGAUAUCUGGGCGACUACUGGCUCAAGCCCGAUGGGUUGUGCUGGAGAUCGGAGGCCGUGGCCUGGUUGGACAUCUUGACCCCCAGCCAGUGGCAUCGAUUCCUGGAGGGUAAAUACGAUCCCGCCGUGGCAGACAGACAGUUCGCGGCCCAAGGCGAUGAAACCAAAGUCAACGGCGCUAAUAACAAUAGGAAGCGGAAAAGAAAGUCGAAUGAAACAUCCGGUGCUGCCAAAGCGACUUCCGCGCCGAAACAAGCUCCAAGCGAACGGGCAAAAAGGAGGCAGCUGGCUUGGCUCGCAUCAAUUGCCGGCGUGGCGGAACAUAGUCUGAGAGGACUCACUUCGACGGCCAUGCGGCCCGUUGAACACAAUGGAAAGGGCGACGACUCGGAUGAGGAGCUGCUGGAGUGGUUCGGGGACGCAGACACCGUUCUUGAGUCACAGGGGCUUCGGGGUUCAGAAGUACCGGAGACGAAGUCAUCUCAAGCCAGGUUGAGGCACAGGAUGUGCGCGCAAAGAUGGAGGCAAAUCUUGAAGCUGUGCACCAAAGCCAUGGGCACGAUUUAA
Messenger RNA from Capronia epimyces CBS 606.96, 1581 nucleotides. RefSeq lists its product as uncharacterized. Gene Ontology annotation, biological process: peptidyl-lysine trimethylation; peptidyl-lysine monomethylation. The transcript has a single exon. Gene Ontology annotation, molecular function: protein-lysine N-methyltransferase activity; protein binding. The coding region runs from base 1 to 1581 and encodes 526 amino acids. The record is from RefSeq and is a predicted model, not a curated record. Lineage: Eukaryota; Fungi; Ascomycota; Eurotiomycetes; Chaetothyriales; Herpotrichiellaceae.